CAGGAGCGGAAGCUGCUCAUUUCGGGACCAGAGUGUGGAUCAUGGCAUCGAUUUUGCUGUUUGGUUUGAUAUUAUCGGUGGCUGCUACAGUCCCUGAAGUCUGGAUGCAAAGUGCUCCGCCAGGUUUGCUGAAGACUGAAUGCCGCGACAGUGUUUUUUGGGUUGGAUUGAAUAAGGAUUUUCUUGCUGGGAAGUUCUGGCAGAUUAGCGUUGUUGAUCCUGCUGGUAAAAUACAUCUUGUUACACCAAGGUUUGCUUCACAGUGUGGUUACACAAUUACAGUGGAUUCCUGGAAUAAUGUUGAAUUCCGUGCCUCUGUCCUUAGCUGCUGUGUACAUAUUGUGAAUGAUGAACAGUUCAACCUCACUAUACAAAUACAUGUAGGAACUGACAGGAUCAAGGCUACAACAUAUAUUCAGGCUCUAUCAUGUAUGUACUCCCCAUGGGCUGCAAGGGAAAUCUUCUGUGAAGAAAACUACAUGCAGGUUUCAGUACAAAGGAAGAUCCCACCAAUUGAAGAAGAUUAUGCACAGGAUUCUCAGGACUGGUCUUUAAUACUUCCAGAAGCAAGCAGUGCAGAAAGUGGAAUAUGGCAAGUGGUAUUUCAUGUAUCUGGUGACAAAAGGAUUAUGACUGUGAAAGAAGCUCAUCAAAUGAACUAUGGAAUCAAUAGUACAGUGUCUCGCAUAUUGCUUCGUGCUCCAUAUCAUACAAAUGAGGCUCAAACAGUUUUGGUCCAGGGUAUGCCCUUGACGGUAAUACGAUCAAGUACUUUUUACAAACAGCAUUGGAUGAUUCUUGUUGUUGACACUGCUGUGGCUUGUCCCAUUGAUGGUACCUCAUUCAGUGAUGACACGAUCAUCUGGACAGUACCAAGAAUCUUCACUCCAAUUGUAACCAGUGCAGUUCAUCAAGACAACCACUCCAUGGGAGUGAAUGGGAUAAAGUUGGAUCCUACAACAAUGGCAGAAAGAAGCUACACCAUUGACCAGAAUGAUACAGCUGUUGCAAUAAAGGUCCCAAUUGGAGCACAGGAUGGAUACUAUAAGAGCCAUGUGGUGGAUGGACAGUAUGGUAUCAAGUACAGCAUUAACUUGUUCCUGGAGAACCUGUGGGAAGAUGAGGCAUGGGGAUGGAAUAAAAUCAGUGUGAUCCAUCCUGUUACUACACCAUUUAUACCUCAGCCCCUGGUUACCACUGAUGAUACCAUUCCUGAACAAUGGCUAUUCAAUGUCUCAUUGGGCAACUUCCUUCCUGAUGUAGAACUCUCAAAGCUCACUCUGGACUCUCAGUCCUUCCCUGUGGAUGAAGAGAGCCAGAUAUUUCAUGUGUACAGUGGGACAAAUGUAAUUGAGACAGCCUUGAACAGAAUCUUCAUCCUGGAAGUUCCAAUGGAGUCACCAGUUGUGGACAGGAAGUAUAUAGGAGAUGGUGUUGAACAAUAUACGCUUGAUGUCAUCUACACGAUGAUUGUGGUGCCUGAAAAUCUAACAUUUACCCAUACAGUUCACUUAAUACACUACCACAAAAUAGCAUGUUUCCCAAAUGGAAGAAUUGUCAUCACUGCUGUGAGACUUGAAGCAUUGCUGGGAGUGGAUGGCAAAAUGAUGCUGAAAGAUAAAACCUGUAGACCAAAGGAGAGCAGUGCCUUCCAGGCCACCUUUGACUUCUUUGCAAACACGUGUGGGACAAGCAGAAGGUUUGAGGAGGAUUACAUGAUCUAUGAGAACGAAGUAGCUUUCUCCAAAAAGUCAACUAGCGUUCCAAUAUAUCGGCUUGCUGUAUCCUGUCGCUACCAUGUAAAUGACUCCCUACACCUUCAGUUUGAACACAGAGUGAAUCCUCAGCCGACAGUUGUACCUGGAUAUGGGCCUCUGACCUUGAUGAUGCAACUUGCCACAGAUGUGUCGUAUUCCAAGCUGUAUGAGGAAGGUGACUAUCCAGUUGUCAAGUAUCUGACUGAUCCCGUCUACGUUGAAGUGCAGCUGCUGCACAAUGCAGAUCCACAAAUCGAACUGUUCCUGCAGGACUGCUGGGCGACUGCAUCACCAGACAAACACAGCGUUCCACAGUGGGCCCUAAUUAUCAACAGCUGUGAGAACAAAGCUGACUUGUACAGAACCACCUUCCAUCCAGUAACCAAGAAUGAGAGGGUUAAAUAUCCUGCCCACUUCAAAAGGUUUGAAGUCCAGAUGUUUGCUUUCACCCAGGGGAAUAAUUACACCAAGGAACAGGUAUACUUUCACUGCAGUGUAGCCUUGUGCGGGAAGGAGCCAGUAAAUAGAUUCCUGUGUCCUGGCCAAUGUAUACCAAGGAAACAACGGAUAGGUCAUGCUUUUGUGAUGGACUACAGCACAGCUUGUAGACCAGUAACGCUGUACUGACCAGGUGUGUAAUUGCAACAGGUCGCAGUGCUGACACAGCCCAUGUGCAGGGAUAUGUAUCAUCAGGAGCGGUCCUGAUUUUGACAGAGUUCCCUACUGUGGAGAGCAAGAGUCAGCAAGGUGAAGUAUCACCUGUAAUGGUUUUGAGCUGGAUGAGCAAUCCAAAUCAGUGAACUAAUCCAACGUUUUCCUCCUCCUCAGAUGACAACAUGGACUAUUCCAGGACAGUCCU
Molecule: messenger RNA, 2616 nt
Organism: Stegostoma tigrinum
Lineage: Eukaryota; Metazoa; Chordata; Chondrichthyes; Orectolobiformes; Stegostomatidae
Exons: 18
Coding region: 42-2384 (780 amino acids)
Source: RefSeq, a predicted model, not a curated record